This is a messenger RNA of Meloidogyne enterolobii, 1515 nucleotides long. The record is from the annotation of a GenBank genome assembly. NCBI's taxonomy places the organism in Eukaryota, Metazoa, Nematoda, Chromadorea, Rhabditida, Meloidogynidae.
AUGUGGUAUAGUUUACAAAUUGGUAUAAUAUUGCAUCUCAAAAGUUCCUCCUCAUCGCCUGCUGGAAAUGGCUUCAACGGUUUCUCCUCCCAAGAAUCUGCUUAUUUUUUAACUGACAAUGUCGUUUCAUGUGAAAAUUUGAACAUUGAAAAUACCAGGGUGAAUGUUGCGGAAAGCGUCAGCUUUUCACAAGAAUCCUUGCACACACAUGACAAUCUUUCAAACAAGUUAGCUAAUUUUGAUAUAGAUGUUCGAUCAACUGAUAAAUCAUGUGGCUCAAGCUCAAAUAGUUUGAACAAACAGAAUAUUUUCUCACCAUACUCAUCACCUUUGCACCGUUACCAACCCUUACUACCUUCAACUGCGACUGUAACAGAUAAAAGUCGAGGUUGUAGUAAUUGCAGCACCGUUUCAACUAAAUCAUCACCAGUACGUCAUCAACAAAAUUGCAGAAAAUCCAAUACUAGCAUUAAUGGCGUCAACGCUGGAAUUCAAACUCCCCUUACAUUUUGCGCGAAUAAUGAAGGAACACAAGUAUCGGCAAAAUGUGUGGAUCCGGCUGCGUCGCAUGAUAAUCAAGAUUUAUGCGUUCAUUCGCCUAUUGCGCAUGUAAGAAACUUCACCGCUACGAAUACAGCUAAUACCGUUAAACAGCGGACACCUAGACAGGUCAACGAUCAACCGAUAAACGCAGCCUCAGAAGAUGGUAAUGAAGUUGUACGAACAAGACAAUCAAGAUUCAGGAUGACUGAUCAACAGGUCCUUAAUGAACUAAAGCGAAUUGUUAACAGCGGUGAUCCUUUCCAGAAGUAUCAACUUAUUGAUAAAAUUGGUGUUGGCGCUACCGGUAAUGUUUGGACGGCUAGAUGCAAAUUUACUGGAGAGGUGGUCGCGGUUAAACGGAUGGCAUUCAAAUCGCAGCCCAAAAAAGAGAAUUUGGUUAACUAUAUUGAUAGUUAUCUGGUAGGCGCUGACGACUUGUGGGUAAUUAUGGAUUUCCUCAAUGGUGGUAAUCUGACUGAUGUUGUUGUAAAAACGGAACUUGACGAGGGGCAAAUUGCAGCUGUUUUAAAGGAAUGCCUUUUGGCUUUGGAUUUCCUACACAAGCAUAGCAUUAUCCACAGAGAUAUUAAAUCAGACAACGUUCUUUUGGGUAUGGAUGAUUUCGGCUUCUGUGCCCAAUUGCAACCUGGAUCCAAAAGGGCAACAAUAAUUGGUACACCAUAUUGGAUGGCACCGGAGAUUGUAAACAAAACAAAAUAUAACUACAAAGUGGAUAUAUGGUCAUUGGGAAUCAUGGCUCUAGAAAUGGUUGAUGGUGAACCUCCUUAUCUGUCUGAAACUCCAUUAAGGGCCAUUUACUUGAUUGCACAAAAUGGAAAGCCGGAAAUUAGGAGGAUGGCUGAACUUUCGGAAGAGUUCUUGGAUUUGAUAAAUCGGUGUCUUUGUGUUGAUCCAAAUGAGCGUGCAGACACAGAAGAACUAUUAAACCAUCCGUUUAUUGCGAGGUUUUAA